This is a messenger RNA of Sorex araneus (European shrew), 6848 nucleotides long. RefSeq names its product polypyrimidine tract binding protein 3 (gene PTBP3). Gene Ontology annotation, cellular component: nucleus. The transcript is spliced from 14 exons. The record is from RefSeq and is a predicted model, not a curated record. Bases 262 to 1833 code for a protein of 523 amino acids. Lineage: Eukaryota; Metazoa; Chordata; Mammalia; Eulipotyphla; Soricidae. Gene Ontology annotation, molecular function: mRNA binding. Gene Ontology annotation, biological process: mRNA processing; regulation of RNA splicing.
AAGGCGGGGGCGCGGCGGUGGCGGGAGCGUCCCUGGUCUCCGCCCCUGUUUCCCACUCUCCUUCCACCGCCGACCGGCCGGGGCUCGGGAGCCGCGCCGCUCGCCCGCGCCCGGGGCCGCCCUGCCGCCUUCGCCGCUUCCGUGCGCCCGCGGCGAGCCCGUCCGUCCCCCCCGCCGCCCGGUGCGCUGCUCCGUCUGGGCCAUGGAUGGCGGGGAUCUGAUGAGCUUCUUUCUUCUGGCAUCAUUAACGGACCUUUUACCAUGAACAGUUCUAACCCAGCAAGUGUGUAUGCUAAUGGGAAUGAUAACAAGAAAUUUAAAGGCGAUCGACCUCCCUGUUCACCUUCUCGAGUUCUCCAUCUACGCAAAAUUCCAGAUGAUGUCACCGAAGCCGAGGUCAUCUCAUUAGGUCUACCCUUUGGCAAAGUAACUAAUCUUUUGAUGUUGAAAGGAAAAAGCCAGGCUUUCUUAGAAAUGGCUUCUGAGGAAGCAGCUGUUACUAUGGUGAAUUACUACACUCCUGUUACUCCUCACCUUCGGAGCCAGCCUGUUUUUAUUCAGUAUUCCAAUCACAGAGAACUUAAGACUGACAAUCUACCUAAUCAAGCUAGAGUCCAAGCUGCACUGCAGGCCGUCAGCGCUGUUCAGUCGGGAAGUCUGGCCCUCCCCGGAGCUCCUGCCGGCGAAGGCCCAAUCUUACCUGGGCAGAGCCCUGUUCUCCGAAUAAUUAUCGAAAACCUCUUUUACCCCGUCACUCUGGAAGUUCUUCAUCAGAUAUUCUCUAAAUUUGGCGCAGUCUUGAAGAUAAUCACCUUCACAAAGAAUAAUCAGUUUCAAGCCUUGCUUCAGUAUGCUGACCCAUUGAAUGCACAUUAUGCAAAAAUGACUCUGGAUGGCCAGAAUAUCUAUAAUGCAUGCUGUACUCUGCGUAUUGACUUCUCCAAGCUCACCAGCCUUAAUGUGAAAUAUAAUAAUGACAAAAGUAGAGACUUCACUCGCUUAGACCUUCCUACUGGUGAUGGCCAGCCAUCCCUUGAGCCCCCAAUGACUGCUGCUUUUGGUGCACCAGGUAUCAUUUCCUCUCCCUAUGCGGGGACUGCUGGAUUUCCCCCAGCCAUUGGAUUUCCUCAAGCAGCAGGCCUCUCAGUCCCGGCUGUUCCUGGAGGCCUCGGUCCUCUCGCCAUCACCUCCUCUGCUGUCACCGGAAGAAUGGCCAUUCCCGGGACGGGUGGUAUUCCAGGAAAUUCUGUUCUACUUGUCACAAAUCUCAAUCCUGAUCUUAUCACACCACAUGGACUUUUUAUCCUAUUUGGAGUAUAUGGUGAUGUACACCGAGUGAAGAUUAUGUUUAAUAAGAAAGAAAAUGCACUGGUUCAGAUGGCUGAUGCAAAUCAAGCUCAACUAGCAAUGAAUCAUCUGAGUGGGCAGAGACUUUAUGGAAAAGUGCUUCGUGCUACACUGUCCAAGCAUCAAGCGGUUCAGCUUCCUCGGGAGGGACAAGAAGACCAGGGUCUGACUAAGGAUUUUAGCAACAGUCCUUUGCAUCGCUUUAAAAAACCUGGCUCUAAAAACUUCCAGAAUAUUUUUCCACCAUCAGCCACGUUGCAUCUUUCCAACAUCCCCCCUUCUGUUACAGUGGAUGAUCUGAAGAACCUUUUCACAGAAGCAGGAUGUACAGUGAAAGCUUUUAAAUUCUUUCAGAAGGAUCGCAAAAUGGCUCUCAUUCAGUUGGGAUCUGUGGAAGAGGCGAUCCAAGCACUCAUUGAGCUUCACAACCACGACCUUGGGGAGAAUCACCACCUCAGAGUUUCCUUCUCAAAAUCAACCAUCUGACCUUCUGUGAAUUCUGCUUCUAGGACUGGACCAUAAUUUCAGGAACCUUUCAGACAUAGACUUAAGCAACUCAAGACCAAUUCUGCCUCUUUCAUAAAAUUCAACUUUCUGAGUUUGUUUGCUAUUCGAGUACAUUAAAAAACAAACCAACAAGGGAUAUUCUCUUUACCAACUAUUCCCCCUGCCAGUAUGUGAUCUUGUUUCUUUGUACCAUAGUUUCUAUGAAAAUAACCAUCAAAAACAUUUUUUUUAUCCAAUAAUUGAAUUUCUUCUGGUAAAUUGGAUUUUAAGAGGACAGGUUUUCUUUCAGUUUGGGUCCAGAUUAGCCUUACACAGCAUUUCUAAACUCCUUUGUACUUUGAAAAAUUUCAGCAGAUACACUUUUUAAAUUACUUACAAUCAGGUUUUUAACUUGGUGAUUUAGAAGUUUGAUCCCUAAGAAAAUUAAGUUCACUUAUAAGCAUCAGUCAUUAGGUAUAUGUUGCUAAUUAUAUACGUAAAUUGAAUUAUAUUGGAAGCAGAUUUAUAAAAUUGCAUGUUUUCUUCCAGUGAUUCUUUCUCCCCCCCCCCGACCAAUGUAAGACACUCCUAUGAAUACUGCAUAUACUUCAACUUUUUGCAACUAUGUGGAGAAACGAAGUGUCUCAGCUGUCCCCAGGGAAAAUAAGUGGACUCCAAUCAGGAUCUGUUAGAGUAUCAGGAAAGUUCAUGAUUUUAUUAGAAUCAUGUGGCAAAUUUCCAAACAAUACUUAUUUGCUGAAUAAAAUGGCCUUGAAAACUUUAAAAAGAAAAGAAUCCUUAUAAACUACUUUUUAAUAAUUGUUUUCAGAAAAAGUUUACAGUCUUAAGGAAAAUAUUCAGGUCUAUCAUAUGGUUUGACAGAUUUUUAAAAAGUUAUUUUUGGUAAGGUCUUCUUUUAGAAAAAAAAUAUUAAUCUCAAGGGUUUUGUACCACUAUAAUCUCUAAUACUUAUUCAGAAUUACUGUGUAUUUACUUAAUUUCUUAUGUGCCUUAUUAUGUGCUUAUGAAAUAAUAGGUUAGGAUUUUAAUCUAAGUAUCUUGAAAGCUAUAUGUGGGCUUGGUGAGCAAUUUUUGUCUCUUUGGAUUUUUGUUUUCUCCCCCUUUUGGUGAGGAUUUUAAAGUUAUUUUCAUUGCAAUUUUAAGAUUUUCAGUAAGAGUUUUCAGAUUUUUGGUGCUUUCUUGCAGAGAUGGAGCAGGGAAGGGGGAGGGGUGAAAGGUCUGGGGAAUAACUCAGUGCACACCUGUAGACAGACAUCUCCACAUUAGGACCAAGGGUGGUCACUGCCAGGUGUAGCGUCCACUUGCAGAACGCAAUCUUAGUUUCUGAAUCUUGUCUAAUCCUUAUCAUGUGUUAGAAUUUGCCUCAGGAUUACUUGUUUUUGUUUUUGUUUCUUUUUCUCUGAACUCAAGUGAUAACUUGCCUUUUUAAUUGUUAAUACAACUUCAUUACUGAGUGCCCACAUACAUGGAGUAUGAGAAAUUGGGUUCUUUCUCACAUUUUGGAUUGAAUGUAAGAGUACAUUUUAAUGUUACUUCCGUGAUUGUAUGAUUCUUUUUUAAAGAGAAACUUUAUGUUUUCGUUCACUUUUAAGUGCUUAGAUUUUUUUUUUUAACAAUUUGUCAAAAGGGAUAUUUUUGUCCACUCCUUUUAUACUUUUCAGAUUCUUAGAGUGACUCAUCUCACCUUUCAAAGUAAUAUCUCAAUUUCUGCUAUAUUUUAGAUGUUAGUUUGAAUGCAGGAAAGUUUUCAUAAAAAUUUAACAAGAACGUUGGAGAUUUCAAAUUUUAGUAGGUUGUUUGAAAAAACAAUUCACUGAGCAACAAUAGGGAGAAUUGGUAGAAAGGUAGAUUGAGAUCUUUCAGAUCAGUUUUAGUUUUCACUGAAUAGAUAUACUAAUUUAUCUAGUUAUUAUUAUUCACUUGGGAAAUGUAUUUUACCAAAGCACUGAGAAAAGCAAGCAGGGGGUUCAGGGUGGGGAAGAUCUAUGAGAAAUCUCCCACAUUUAUUUAUAUAAGCAUGAUUAAAAUUUUCAGUGGCAUGUUAAUUGGAUUAGUUAAUUUACUUUGAGUUAGGAUUUACUGUUGUGAUUUUAAUUCAUUAUUCUCUUAGCAUUUAGUACAAUGGUAGCAUAAGUGUAGCAGAAGGGAGAUCAUUAUAGUGUUGAAUGUAGUUUUGAAGUAGGAAAUGGCCUUUAAAUCUGACAGAACAUUUGAAUCCUUUUCAGGGAUUUGUGUAUGUGUGUGUGUGUGCGUGUUUGUGUGUAGAUAAGUGUAUAUACAUGCAUACGUACACUCGUCUAAUGUUGUACAUACAUAUGCACAUUUACAUUUUAAUUUAUUGACAAAGAACAUCAAGAUUUGAGAAAGUGAGGUUUUCUUGUUUGAAACUGUGUGCUUGAAACCAUCAGUUUUUGUCUAAAAUUAACUAUAUCAUGUACAUGUCCAUUUUGGUAUGUUUGCUAUUUGAAUUAUAGAGAUCCGCAGUAUUUGUCUUAGCAUGAUUUCUGUAAAAAGACUUCAGGGUAGUGGAAAAACUCUGUCUUUGUGUAUUGUUUGGCAUGUAUUAUUCUUUAUCUUCUAAGAAAUAUUUUAUUUUUGUUGUUAAGCUUAUUUACUUUGUCUUACAAAGUAUUGUCUGAUAACUUUUGGAGGUAUCUUGACUUUUACACAUAGAGUAUAUAUUCAGGACUUUUUAAAAAAUAGCAGUACAUGCUUAAGAGUAGCAAUUUUUGACAAGACUUUUACUUUGAGAUUUUAAUAAUUUGCAUUACAGCGAAGUGUGUUUUAUGUGAGGUUCAAAUAGGAAAAUGAACUAGUUCCCUAAUUAGUAACUUAUUGGAGAGUAUCAGAAUUACCCAAUUGCUUCCACAGAAUGCCAUAAAUUCCUUAAGACUAAAUAUUUAAUCAAUUAUUUGUAUUAAUGUCUCUGAUUUUGUUUCUGGAAGUUGUUUUUAGAGGUAGUGUCUGCCUUAUUUCUUAUGGAAGCAUUUCUUUGGCUCCACCUAGCUGGGUACUGCUACAGAUGAUUAGAAGUAGCUCAUGAAUAUCUCUGCUCAGAUUUUGUAUAAACUUUCAAAGCUUCCAUGUCAUUAGGCAGCAAGAUUUAUGCCUAGAACAUAUUACCGUGCAAUUUUUCUUCCAUUCCCACUAAUGUUUGGACAGAUGUCCCCAUGAGUCAUUUGACUCAGUUAAAUAAAAGCCCAACAUUGCCAAACUAUAAGCCUCUUAGAAAACCUAAUACGUACUGCUAUUUUUAAACCAAAACAAUAAAAGACAGUGUGACUAUGUGUAAAAGCAUUUUCUUAGCAUUUCUUUUUGUCUUGUUCUGUUGUUAAGAAUAAAACUGCCAGACUUAAAAUAUUCUACUAUUGUGCUAAAACAAAUGUAGUUGGAUUGCACAAAACUUUUCCUUUAAAGAAAAUUGAACUUCGUUGUCUUGAAAGAACUGUGUUGUUAUCUACAAGAUUAUUUACAGUCUUUCCAGAGCAAAUUUUAAUAGCUUAUUAUGAAUGGCUUAAAAACUAGAAAGUUACUAAAAUACUAGUUUUGAAUGGGGGCGGGGGGAAACGGGUAUUAUGGAGGGGAAAAAACAAAACAGGACCAAAGUUUAUGUGCCUUCUUUAGCAGUUCUAAUUGAUACUUUCUUCUGUUUGGAACUAAGGUAGUAUCAGUAUUCUGGGUUUCAGGAAAUAUGUACUAUAUUGUUUGAAAAGAAUGUCAUUCCACGGACCAUAUACGCAAAGGAUUGUAACUGUAUAAAUGAAAUCACAGUUAUACUUUUGCCUUUGUCACACAACAUUCAUCAUAGCAUUGUGCAGACCCAAGAACAGAUCUGUGGCAGUCAUUUUAGUUUUUGUGAUCUGAGGCAUAUGUUCCAGAGAGUAAGAACAUUUGUCUGGUCCAGUGACCUUGGUCAUAGUAGUCAUGGUUGAAAGCUGCUUAUGGCAAGCUUGAAUCAGCACUGCAACAGAUUUUCUUUGUGUUAUGUUAUUUUCACUUCUUGAUUCUAUGUAGUAGUGGUAGCCAAUAUUUAGCUAUGUUCUGUGUGUUCGUUAAAAAUCAUAACCUGGCUUUUUUUUCCCUCUUGCUAUUGUUAUUGAGAUCUCAUAAAAAUUAGCCCACAUCCAGAAAGUACUAAUGAUAAAGUUUUCAUCAAAAUGUCACCUCAUUGCUCUGACCAAAGAUUGUUUUGAUUUUAACUCUGUUGUUUUUUUCCCAAGCUCCUUUCUGAAAGAAAACGCGGUGCAAAGAGGCCUUUACUUUCUAUUUCCUAUCGGUGAAUAGAUACUCAGAGAAAAUGGGAGUUUAAUGUGAACAGAAUAGAAUAGUGUACAAGGGUUUGAUGGGCAUUUUCAGUACUGUAUUUAAGAAAAAAAAAUAGCACAGCUAGGAGCCUCUGACAUUGUCUCUUGUUUUAUAUGGUCUGUUCAUAAAAUUGCCUUUUUCAGUUUAUAAGAAUAUUCAUCUAACAGGAGAAAAUGCUGUAAAUAUUUGUAACAACAUUUUUUUAACCAGGCCAAAAAAGAAAAAAAAAAGGGUUUUGGGAACAAGUAAACAUAUAAAGUGGUUUUAUAUGAAACAUCAAUUGUCUUGUAUAUUUUGAUAAGCAGCAGUACCAGCUUUUGUUUGUAACAGUUUGUGGCAUUGGAAGAAAAGGAUUCUGUGAUUAUUGAAGUGGUUUAUGUUAUACAUGAAGAGAAGAUAAAAUAUUAAAAACAUAUUUUCUAACUGCGUAGUGCAUGGUUAAUUCAAGCUUCUGUACACUACAGUAUAUUCCAUUUCAUUUAAUUUGUAUAUUUGUUAAGACCUGAUAUCUCGAAUCUCUUUUCCUAACAAGUAUAGCAUUUGUAGCAUGCCUUUUAAUAAAUGUCAUGACAUCUGUACUCUCUUAAAAUUUUCCUGUGUUCUUAUCUGUACUUUGGGCUUCCUCUUUGUCUUACCUUGUAAUUCUAAUGAUGUCAUAUUUUCUUUUCUUUUUCAUAGUCAUUCAUCUA